AUGCCUCCGACGUACUUUCCUCUCCGGUGGGAGAGCACCGGCGAUCAGUGGUGGUAUGCUACUCCGAUUGAUUACGCUGCCGCCAAUAGCCAGUACGAAUUAGUCCGUGAGCUUCUCCGAAUCGACUCCAAUAACCUCAUGAAGCUCACUUCCCUCCGCAGAAUUCGCCGCCUCGAGACUCAAAUCGGAGAGAUUCCGGCGGCUUACAAAAGGGAGAUGAAGAACAGAGCGGUUCACUCUGCUUCUAGAGGAGGCAAUUUGAUCAUUCUCAGAGAGCUUCUUAGUGAGUGCUCCGAUGAGGAUGUACUGGCCUUCCGAGACAAGCAGGGCUCCACAAUCCUCCACGCAGCUGCCGGAAAAGGAAAAACUCAGGUGGUGAAAGAGCUUGUGGCUUCAUACGGUUUGAUAACGGACGCCAUUGACAACCAAGGGAACACGGCUCUGCACGUGGCAGCGUACCGUGGCCACGCUGAUCUCGUGGAAGCUCUGAUCUCGGCCUCUCCAUCUUUGGUCACAGCUAGAAACAAGGCCGGCGACACUUUCCUUCACGCCGGGAUCUCCGGUUUCCAGACUCCGGCGUUCGAGAGGCUUGACAAACACACGGAGCUCAUGAACCGUCUCAUAACAUCCGCUGCCUCCAAGUCACCCUGCGAUGUCGUGAACUAUAGGAACAACGAGGGGCGUACGGCUCUUCACUUGGCAAUCUCCGGGAACGUUCCCCUGGAGUUGGUUGAGAUGCUCAUGUCUGUGAAAUCGAUCGAUAUCAACAUAAGGGAUGCUUCUGGUAUGACUCCGCUUGAUCUGAUCAGGCACAAGCCGCAGUCUCCGACGUCGGAUCUCCUGUUUCGACGGUUGGUAUCAGCCGGAGGGAUGUUCAGCUGUCGUGAUGAGAGCAUUACAAGUGUGGUCGCGUCUCACUUGAAGGACCGGGGAAACUUUUACAGUCCAGGAGCUCGUUUCAGGACAUCGGACGCAGAGAUUUUCCUAAGCAGCGGACUUGAAGCUGUACCUGACAAGAUUGUCCCUAGACACCUGAGAUCAAGCUCCUGUUCCAUUGAGAUUGGUCAGGUAAACGUGACGGAUGAGAAUCAUCACCUCAAGAAAUGCAGAAACUCUUCUGUCAACUCUGCAACAGAGAGAUUGAAGAGCGUUUUCCACUGGCCGCGAAUCAAGAAACAACCUGGACAUUCCAAGAACGAUUCUGAGAUGAGCAUCAAUUCGACAGCGCUUGAGUCGCAAGAAACUCCUGUGCCUCUCCGACAGAGAUUCUCAAAAAGCAGCACUUCAUCUCCUGCUCUGCCUAAUAACAAUAAUACUAAUAAUAAAAGAACGUUGUCGGUGAGAAGUAACCAGUCGAGUCCAAGAGCUAAGAAGAAGCGGUUUGGCUCAAUGCGGUCUCGUUCGAGCUCUUUCUCAAAGAUAUCCAUCCACUCUUGUUCCACUUCUUCAUCUUCGAGCGUGGCUGAUCUUAAACAGAAGGGAGUGUUGAUUGAUACGAACAUAGCCGGACCGUCUGGAUUAAACCCGGUGAAAAGCAAGUUAGCCGAGAAGCAGGGUUCGGUGAGGAGGAGAUUGAAGAGCCAUUACUUCUGCUUUGGUGCUUCAGCUUUAUCUGUGAAAACGCCGGCUACGGUCUUGGUAUAA
This is a messenger RNA of Thlaspi arvense, 1644 nucleotides long. Lineage: Eukaryota; Viridiplantae; Streptophyta; Magnoliopsida; Brassicales; Brassicaceae. The record is from the annotation of a GenBank genome assembly.